Arabidopsis thaliana (thale cress) is the source of this 706-nucleotide messenger RNA. RefSeq lists its product as uncharacterized. The transcript is spliced from 2 exons. The coding region runs from base 294 to 353 and encodes 19 amino acids. The record is from RefSeq and is marked reviewed. Lineage: Eukaryota; Viridiplantae; Streptophyta; Magnoliopsida; Brassicales; Brassicaceae.
GUUACGGGUUGUGCUUGUCUUUUGGAUGCGUCAUCUACAAGCUCCUUUCUAGCUUCUUUGAGGUUUGAAGUUGGGCUACAGGCGUCACAGUGGAACGAUCACAUGUUCUUCUCUUGCGAGGAGGUUACCAGUUUUUUGUUGGUAGAUGGCUGAAACUGGGUCGACGAGUGUCCGCGUGUAAGAGCUGUUGGUCUUCUUUGACUUGUCUCAAGCCGAAUCACAAGGUUUUCUCCUUGUUCCUAGCCUGUCUCUUUAUCUCCGUCUGCUAUGGUGUGACUUGGCUCUAGUGGUUCAUGAUUCCUUGGUAUCGGGUGAAGCCUUUUGCCUUCCUUGUCGGUGUUGCGAUUGGUUAGGCUUUGGUGUUGUGUCUUAUCUGGUCUUCCUGAUGCUAUCUGGCGUUCACAGUUUCUAUAGGAAGGUUUAGUAGGCUUCUCUUUGGAACAUGUGGUCAUGUUUAGUGCAUUGGUUGUAGACUUCUCUUAGUGAGCUAAUUUUUUUGGUUGUAAGUUGGUUCCCUGUACUUUAGGGUUAUGUCUCCCUCGUUUGUUUCUCUCGUUUGAGCUUUUGUUUCCGGGGACAUCUUGUUGUUCGCCGGCUUUGUCUCCCGUUAAAGUCGGGCUCUGUUUCCUGUUAAAGUCUCUGGCUAAGUUUCCGGUUUAUCCGGUUUUGUAAACAUGUUUGGCUUGAUUAAUAAAAUUCCAGUAAC